Messenger RNA from Helobdella robusta, 411 nucleotides. RefSeq lists its product as hypothetical. The record is from RefSeq and is a predicted model, not a curated record. The transcript has 3 exons. NCBI's taxonomy places the organism in Eukaryota, Metazoa, Annelida, Clitellata, Rhynchobdellida, Glossiphoniidae. Bases 1 to 411 code for a protein of 136 amino acids.
AUGGAGGUGUUGCUAUCGUUCCUAGCAACGCAAUUAUUUCUAAUCACAAGCUUGAAAGUGAAUUCGGUGGAUGGCAUACAGUGCUACCAGUGUAUCAACGCGAGUAUCUGCAAGGACCCCUUCGUGUCCAACCACACUGGCAUGCAGUUCUGCGAGGGAAACUAUUGCGUUAAAGCGCUCAUAGACGGAAAUGUCAUUGCGAGGCUGUGCAUCGACCAAUCGUCAUUCACGUCUGAAUGUAUUUCCGGCGACUACGACUACACGAAAACGUGCGUUUGCAAGAGAAAUUUGUGUAACGGCGCUUCCGGCCACCGGACCACAACCACCAGCCACAGCUACAUUUUUGUAGCCACCGUCGCCAACUGUCUAGCUGCUUUUUGGCUACAUUUUUUUUUUCAAGAUAAAAAUUAA